CUGUAUAUUUAUUCUUCCGGUGUAUGUCACAGUGGGAAUGCUGCUGUGUUUUUUCCACACUUUUAUAAAUCAUUUAGUGAAAUACAAAACGAAUUGACUGAUCUCCAAUCUAUACAUUUAUGUUCAGCGGGUUCGCUGUAACUUAAGUCAAAUAUGGAUAUCCCCAGUCCCCCCGAAGAUCAAGAGCUGAGGAAUGUCAUUGACAAGCUGGCCCAGUUUGUCGCUCGGAAUGGACCAGAAUUUGAAAAGAUGACAAUGGAGAAACAGAAGGACAACCCUAAGUUCUCCUUCCUUUUUGGGGGAGAAUACUUCAGCUACUACAAGUGCAAGCUUGCUAUGGAGCAACAGCAGCAUCCCUCUACCCACGAUGGGGAGGAGUAUAAAUCUGAAGAUAUGUAUAACCCGGGUGCCAAAGAGGUGGUUGAUAUCCCGCCUCCAUCAAUGCCGAUGAUUGCUCCACCUCCCAUUCCUCCACCUGCUGCACCCUCUAUUGAUGAGCUCAUCCAACAGAGCCAGUGGAAUCUGCAGCAACAAGAGCAGCAUCUGCACACGCUCCGACAGGAGCAGGUGACUGCAGCCAUAGCUCUGGCUAUGGAGCAGCAGACCCAGAAACUGCUGCUGGAAACUCAGUUGGACAUCACAGAGUUUGACAACCUGCUGCAGCCAAUCAUAGACACCUGCACAAAAGACGCUAUCUCUGCUGGUAAGAACUGGAUGUUCAACAAUGCCAAGACUCCACAGCACUGUGAACUGAUGACAUCACAUCUUCGCAACCGCAUCACUGCUGAUGGAGCACAUUUUGAGCUGCGCCUGCAUCUCAUCUAUUUGACCAAUGACGUUCUCCAUCACUGCCAACGGAAGCAGCAGAAGGAUUUGUUGGCAGCACUGCAGAAAGUUGUGGUUCCCAUCUACUGCACCAGCUUCCUGGCUGUAGAGGAAGAAAAGCAGCAGAAGAUCACUAGGUUGUUGCAGCUUUGGGAGAAGAAUGGGUACUUUGAUGAUGAGACCAUUCAACAGCUCCAGAAUCCAGCACUGGGGCUUGGCCAGUACCAGGCGUCUCUGAUAACAGAGUAUGCUGCAGUAGUGCAACCGAUUCAGCUGGCCUUCCAGCAGCAGAUCCAGGCUUUGAAAACCCAGCACGAAGAGUUUGUUGCCAGCCUGAAGCAGCAGCAGCAGCAGCAACAGCAACCGCAACCGCAGCCUGCCCCUGUAGCACAGCUGGCUACUCCCACUGAACCUGAAAAGGCCCCACCUAGCCAACCUGGGGAUGCCAAGCCUGCCAUGUCAGGUCCUCCUCCAGGGGAUUUUGAUGGCACCCCCUCCAGACCACAAGACCCUAGCAACCCCAGUGGACCCUCAGAUAUCCCCUCCAACAAGCCAGCGUGGUAUGACCCCCAGCACAUGGGCCCCUGGAAUCCCAACCAGCCGCCUCCUUUUGACCCAAACCAGCCUCCCCCUCCUUGCCCUCCGUGGAACAGUCAUGAGGGGAUGUGGAAUGACCAACGGGACCCAGGGAACUGGAGCGGGGGCCCACCCAGAGAAGGAGGCCCCUGGAGCGGUCCAGGUGGGUCUGAACCAGGCCCUCCAUCUUGGAAUUCUUAUGACCAGCAGCCACCAUGGGGCAACCAACCUGACCAACCUCCCUGGGGCCAGAGAGAGCCACCAUUUCCUCCACGUAUGCAGAGACCUCCCCAUUUCAGAGGGCCCUUCCCUCCCCACCAGCAGCCACCUCCUUUCAACCAGCCCCCUCCACCACCGCACAGUUUUGGACGCUUCCCGCCACGGUUUAUGCAGGAUGACUUUCCCCCCAGACACCACUAUGACAGGCCGCCGUACACCCCACACCGCUUUGACUAUGCUCAAGGAGAAUUUCCCGGAGACAUGCCAGGUCCUCCUCCCCACCACCAUCCCAAUCAGAGGCUCCCUCCCCCAGGUAUGGGGGCUGAUCAUCCUCCAUGGGGUGGAGGUCAGCACCCGGACUUUGGCCCGCACCCACAUGGCUUCAAUGGCCAUUCACCCCACAUGCGUCAUCGGCAGCAUCCGGUCCAAGAUGACCCGAGUCUGGUGCCAAACGUACCCUACUUUGACUUGCCAGCUGGACUUAUGGCUCCACUGGUCAAACUUGAGGACUGUGAUUAUAAACCUCUGGACCCUAAAGACAUCCGACUGCCCCCUCCCAUGCCACCUAGUGAUCGACUGCUUGCUGCGGUGGAGGCUUUCUACAGCCCUCCAUCUCACGAUCGGCCGAGGAACAGUGAAGGCUGGGAGCAGAAUGGCUUGUAUGAGUUCUUCAGGGCCAAGAUGAGAGCCAGGAGGAAAAAGGGGCAGGAGAAACGCAACAGUGGUCGUGGAGGCAGCCGUUCCAGGAGUCACUCUCGCAGCAGAGGGAGGUCUUCGUCUCGCUCCAGCUCUCGCUCUUCGAAGUCCUCCAGGUCACGGUCCCGCUCAUCUCGUUCCCGCUCCCGCAGCCGCUCCCGCUCCUACUCACGAUCCAGGUCCAGGAGUAGAUCCAGGUCAUCUCGGAGUCGCUCUCACUCCAGAUCCAGAUCCCGAUCACGUUCACCCACCAAGAGACGCCGUGGCGCCAAGUCUCGUAGCACCUCCCCUCUUUCCACAUCAGUGUUGGGUGGUCCUCCCUCCAAACUAUCUGCAGAUACCAGGCUAGGGGAGGAGAACAAGGGCCAUCAGCUGCUGAUGAAGAUGGGCUGGAGUGGUUCAGGUGGUUUGGGGGCAAAAGAACAGGGCAUCCAGGACCCCAUCAAAGGAGGAGAUGUGAGGGAUAAAUGGGACCAGUACAAAGGUGUGGGUGUGUCACUGGAUGACCCUUACGAGAACUAUCGAAGGAACAAGAGCUACAAUUUUGUCGCCCGCAUGAAAGCACGAGAGGAAGUGAAUCGGGAACCUCCGGAGGCCCCUUCUACUGACUGAUGUCAUCAGAUAACAUCAGACAACCUCCUCGUAUUCUCUGUCGCCACCUCCACCAAGCACCUGAAAUUCAGAUCAGUUUUCCAUCCAGGAUUCUAGUCAGCAGCCCCAAACCCUGCUUUUUCUGCACAAACCAGAGUGACAGUACAAUCCAAUAUCAUCACACUUAGCAUAUGCUGCUGAAGAAACGAAAAGCCUUUUUGCUCUGCUCAAUCUGACUCAAUCUGACAGUUUUUUGUUGUUGUUUUUUUUUUUUUUAGAAAAAAGUGAGUGGAUCCUGUAUGCUAAAUUAUUUUAAUUUGGGUUUUACAGUUUUCAUUCUUCUCAAGUUGCUUAGUUAAAUGAUUAGUUCCCCCAAGACAGAAAUUCUCAUUUGCCCUUCAUGUUGUCUGUAAAAUGCACUCAGUUUUAUUUGCAGACCAUUUUGAAAAUAAUUUUAUUUUCUGGGGGAAAAAAAACUUAACAGCAGUGUUUUUCAACCAGAAAUGACUCCUGCUCCCAGAUCUAGAUUAGCUGACCAAUCUGUGUGAAGUCCUGAUGAAAACUGCUCACUGUGGGUGGUGUCAGAGAUCUUAUUGGUGGAUAUCUCUUAACUUCUGCAAACAAAACUGAAGAUGUAUAUAGUCUAGAUAUCACUAGGAGUAUGUGGAAACAUUUUUUUGUCAUUUGUGCGAACCAACCUUUUUAGGACAAAGAAUUGAAUAAGAAGGUAUGGUGGCUGCUGUUGUUGGUUUUUAACUGCAGAUUAUUGUAAUACUUUUUCAUAUAAUGACUUCUUCUAUAGAGAUAUGCAAGUCUGUCGUUAAGUUGUAGUAUUAAAUCCAAUCAAUUGUAUUUUUCUCCACAAAUACACCUUAGAGACAUAACCUAAAUAAACAGAACUCCGACUCACAAA
Messenger RNA from Lates calcarifer (barramundi perch), 3820 nucleotides. RefSeq names its product calcium homeostasis endoplasmic reticulum protein (gene cherp). The record is from RefSeq and is a predicted model, not a curated record. Lineage: Eukaryota; Metazoa; Chordata; Actinopteri; Centropomidae. Gene Ontology annotation, cellular component: perinuclear region of cytoplasm. Gene Ontology annotation, biological process: intracellular calcium ion homeostasis; RNA processing. Gene Ontology annotation, molecular function: RNA binding.